AUGGAAUAUGGAUCGUAUCUUGACAUACUUAGAAAUCAAGAACGUUAUUUGCGCCUCGUGACAGGAAAUCAUGCAGCAAAAUAUACCCAUCAUCAGCCAGUUUACAAGACACGAUUGGCUUUGCCAGAAGAUUACGACAAAGUAAUGACUUUUAUGAGUGACGCGUUUUUCAAAGACGACCCAAUCAUGAUGAACAUAGGUUUGGAGGAGCAAGAACCCGCGCCAUUGUUGCUAAAGCUCAUGUAUGACGAUCUUCGUGAUGGUAUGACUAUAAUCGCCGAGGGACAGGGCAAUUGUAUCGUGGGCGUCGCGGUGAACGCCGGCUCCUGUCCUUGGGAUCCUGACAAGUUCGUCGAGUUCGCUAGGUGUUGUGAAUGCGGGUCGACUCGCGACGUGAUCGAGUUCGAGGCUUACGUGACCCGCAAACCAAAUCUCUGGAAGCGUUACUGCGUUCUCAAGAUCUUCGAGUGCAGCUAUCUCGCGGUCGGACCGGACUUCCGUAACCGGGGUAUUGCCAGAAAGCUCGUGCUAGAUAGCUGGUAUCUCGCGCGCGAUUGCGGCUAUCGAUUGUUUCGUGUUGACUGCAGCAAUAGAUAUAUCGCGCGAAUCGCGGAAGGUUUUGGAUGGAAGCGAAUAUGUACAAUUCCAUUUAAUCAAUAUCUUAAAGACGGCAAACUCGUUUUUAAGUAUAUUAAGGAGCCACAUACCGAAAUGCUGGUUUAUAUUGAUCAAGUCACAUUUUGUAAAGAUUAUUGUCCACCUUAUAAUAGCUGUAAAACGACAUCAGCACCAAAAAUCCUUAAAGAGAAAAUUUAA
Molecule: messenger RNA, 816 nt
Organism: Camponotus floridanus (Florida carpenter ant)
Lineage: Eukaryota; Metazoa; Arthropoda; Insecta; Hymenoptera; Formicidae
Exons: 3
Coding region: 1-816 (271 amino acids)
Molecular function (GO): N-acetyltransferase activity
Source: RefSeq, a predicted model, not a curated record